UCAUAGCGGCGUAUCGAGAGCUCGACAAGUCACUUAUCCAGCAGCACAUCACUAGUUUGCUCUUAUGAGACCCUCGCGCUCAGGCAUCUUUACGGCCAUAAGAUCAAGCAAAGGUGCGGAAGGGCUUUCCCAUUUCACUUGUCCAUACACUGAGGUGUCUAAUGGCCUCCAGCUCAGGGCUGUCCAUGUGAGAAGUGAAUCUGAGAAGAGAAGGGCAGACACUUAAAGAGAGUGAAGAGUUUCCCACACAGCAUGGCCUCUGCCAAAGAAGAUGGCGUGGAUGAAAGAACGGUCGACAUUAAAGAAGAGGACUGUGAGCGGCCCACACCAGAGGAAGUGUGUGUGAAGCUGGAGAAUCACGAAGAAAGAAUUUCAGUUUUUAAAGAGGAGGAGGAGUGCAAGGGGGUGACUGCUGCCAUUAAAGCUGAGGAAUUGAAUGAUUUCUCUGUUGGCCUUGAUUUUAAAAAGCAUGAAGCUGAGGAUAUUUUCCAGCAAGAUGCCUGUGAAGAAUCUCCAUUCAGUUUACAGCCCUGGUCCACUAAUACGGGACGACUGGCUACACAGGAGAAUUCUGUAGAGCUCAAAUCCGAGUUAUCAGAGUCUGAAGAGAAAAUCACCGAGGGAAAUGGGAGAGAAGGAGAAGAGUCACCUGGGAGUGUUGGAAUAAAUUUACAGAAGAAUGGCAGUUUCUCUCCACCUUCCUUUGGUCAGCCCUCUCUUCAAUACAAACAGAAAAGUAUGAAGAAAUCAGCAGCAGGAUCAGAGAACCUGACAGCAGCCUUUUUGCAGUGCAGUUCUCUCCCUGCUACUGGAGUAACACAGACAGAAGCCAUCAAAACUGAUCAACAGCAAGUGGAGAAAGAAAUUCAAGUUCACACUGGAAAAAAAUGUUGUUUUGAAUGUGGCAAACAAUUCAAACAGAAAAGUAAUCUUAAUAAGCAUUUGAAGAUUCACAAUGGAGAAAAAACAUAUUGUUGUAAUGAAUGUGGUAAGUCAUUCUCAAGGGGAAGCAAUCUUCGGAGGCACAGAAGAAUCCACACAGGAGAAAAACCUCAUUGCUGUUCAGAAUGUGGAAAGUUGUUCUUACAGAGAAGUGAACUUCAGAAGCACAGAAGAAUCCACACAGGAGAGAAGCCUCAUUGUUGUCCAGAAUGUGGUAAGUUGUUCUUAUGGAUAAGUGAAUUUCAGUUGCACAAGAAAAUUCACACUGGAGAAAAACCUCAUAGUUGUUCAGAAUGUGGUAAAUCCUUCUUAAGGAGAAACAGUCUUCAGAACCACAGACGAAUCCACACAGGAGAAAAACCUCAUUGCUGUUCAGAAUGUGGUAAGUCGUUCUCAAUGAGAAGCGAUCUUCACAGGCACAUAAGAAUCCACACAGGAGAAAAACCUUAUUGCUGUUCAGAAUGUGGAAAGUCGUUCUCAAUGAGAAGCAAUCUUCAGAUACACAUAAAAGUCCACACAGGUUAAAAACCUCAUUAUUGUCCAGAAUGUGCUGAACAAUUUUCUGACAAAUGCAGUUUUCAAAGGCACAUAGAAAUUCAUACUGGAGAGAAGCCAUAUUGCUGUUCUCAUUGUGGAAAAAGGUUUUAAACAUUAGCUCUUUUCAAGCUAACAGACAAACUCCCACUAAAAUGAAAAUGCAGUAUGUGUGUUCUAAAUGUGUCAAAUGUUGUACAAGCCAGAAAGGUCAGACAUGGCAAAAUCCAUACUGAAGGAAAAUCUCAUUGCUGUUUUGAAUGUGAGAAAUGAUUAUUAUUUUUAAGUACACUUCAGUACCACACCAGAGCUCAUACUGGAGAUAACAGAAUGAGGUAGCAAUAGUACCGUGCGGUGAUAACAACUUCAACCACAGAACACGACUGAAAAAGUUUAAUAUAAUAAUGAAAAAAUGGAGAAGUCAAAUCAAAUCCACAGUGCAGUGUCACUGACGACGAGGGGAACAUUUUUGAUUCAGAGCUUUGGAAAUGGGGCCUUAGAAGAGUCGCAAUGAACUUGUAUCCUCUCUGGGAUGUCAUCUGAUGGCUGAUUCCUGGGCUGAGUGCAGACAGCCAUUCUUAACCUUAAUAAAGAAGAAGUUGUUUAGUGAUGUCGGCUGACAGCCAAUGCUACCCAAUCAGAUGCUGGGCAGGACUGCAGGCUAUAAAGAGAGCCAUCACAUGACUGACCAAUGUAGAAGGUGUGGCAAGCGAUUGAGGGCUGUACCCAGCCGGUAUGCCCGGAAGGACCGGAAGAGGGACUACGCCUCCUCUGGACCACAAGGGGGCGACCGCCCUUGUGGCUAUGGGGAUCACGAGAAAUGAGCUUGGAAGGUCAAUCCUAUGUGGGCCUGUGGUCACCGCCAGGGGUCGCCCUGAUGCCUGAGGAGCCCUGUCCCUCAG
Messenger RNA from Polypterus senegalus (gray bichir), 2378 nucleotides. Its product is annotated as zinc finger protein 665-like. The coding region runs from base 253 to 1467 and encodes 404 amino acids. The transcript has 3 exons. NCBI's taxonomy places the organism in Eukaryota, Metazoa, Chordata, Cladistia, Polypteriformes, Polypteridae. The record is from RefSeq and is a predicted model, not a curated record. Gene Ontology annotation, molecular function: DNA-binding transcription factor activity; RNA polymerase II cis-regulatory region sequence-specific DNA binding. Gene Ontology annotation, biological process: regulation of transcription by RNA polymerase II.